AUGGCGUACAGAAGAAGGCAGGGGAUGUCGAGAGCGUCAACUUUCAAGGAGGAGAUUAUCCAUCGCCCACCUGAUGACAAUUCUGCUUCCAUUUUGCAAUCUUCGUCUUCUUUCUCUGGUUCUUCGUCUCUCGCUGCUCAGGCCAUUCGUGCUUCCGCUCUCUCCGCUGAGCGCAACAACAACCGAUCCAAGGAUUUUUCUGCAUAUGAUGAAUCGGCCACAAAAUCUGGGUUUUGGGGUGUUCUGGCUCGCAAAGCUAAAGCCAUUCUUGAUGAGGAUGGUGAGUUUCUGCAAGAUGAUAUGCUUGGAGGCGUCAGCUCACAGUCCUCCAAUGCCUCCACUGGCACCCAGUUCCAACAACCCCAUCUGUCAUCUGACAACUCUAUAAGAAUGGAAAAUCCUGCAAUCCGCAAGGGCUUGGACAGAAUCACAACUUCCCUCAAUCAGCUUGGUGACACUUUCGAGAAGGCUUUUGAGGAAGGUCGUACGAUGGUGGAGAACAAGACUGCCGACAUCAAACUGCAAAUUAAACGACGGGGAGACCAUCCUGAGGCACAAGCUUAUUAUGUGAACCAGAGCAAUUCAGGGCAGCAGCCUAAGAACCCUGAUACUCAACUCAAGGCAUCACGCGACGUUGCAAUGGCAACAGCUGCCAAAGCAAAAUUACUUCUUCGGGAGCUGAAAACUGUUAAAGCAGAUUUGGCUUUUGCAAAGGAACGAUGUUCUCAACUAGAAGAAGAAAAUAAACGCCAUCGCGAGAAUCGUGACAAGGGAAACCACCGAGCAGAUGACGACUUGAUCCGCCUUCAACUGGAGACACUGCUGGCGGAGAAGUCACGCUUAGCGAAUGAGAAUUCAGUUUAUGCUCGCGAGAAUCGGUUCCUGAGGGAAAUUGUUGAAUAUCACCAGCUCACAAUGCAGGAUGUUGUGUAUUUAGAUGAUGAAGAAGUUACAGAAGUUUACCCCUUAACCAGCUCCACCGGGGUCUCCAGGAUGCUUUCCAUUUCCCCGCCCUCAACACCUCCUUCCCCGCCUCCAGAGGACCCUUCACCUGUAACCGCACCAGUUACUGAAGAAAUAUCACCUCUCCUCACCAAGCCACAAGAAAAUAAAGAUGUUUCUGCAAAUGAGGCCACACCAAGUUCCAAUAUCUCAGAUCCUAAUAGAGAAGAUACUAAAACACCUUCUUCAGCAGAAGCUGCUACUAAAACACCUCCUAUAGCAGAAGCAGCUACUAAAUCACCUUUUGUAGCAGAAGCUGACCCUAAAACACCUCCUACAGCAGAAGCUUCUCCGAAAACACCUUCUGUAGCAGAAGAUACGAAAAGACCUCGAGCUUCUGCAUAA
Prunus armeniaca (apricot) is the source of this 1347-nucleotide messenger RNA. The record is from the annotation of a GenBank genome assembly. NCBI's taxonomy places the organism in Eukaryota, Viridiplantae, Streptophyta, Magnoliopsida, Rosales, Rosaceae.